Saccoglossus kowalevskii is the source of this 2304-nucleotide messenger RNA. RefSeq lists its product as uncharacterized. NCBI's taxonomy places the organism in Eukaryota, Metazoa, Hemichordata, Enteropneusta, Harrimaniidae. The record is from RefSeq and is a predicted model, not a curated record.
AUGAAAAAAUCGAAGGAGUUUAUUGUUCUCUGUUUGACUUAUCAAAUCCUUGCUAUCAGAGGUGAGAAUAUUCGACUUGUAGAUGGCGAAACCCCAUUUGAAGGUCGUGUAGAAGUUUUACUUAAUGGUACAUGGACUGCAAUUUGUAACGAUGGGCUCGAUUUCGAAGACGCGGAAGUCACGUGCAAAAGUUUAGGUUUUCCUGGUGCGAUGCAAAUGGGAAGCUUUCAUGAUGGCAGCCUUGCAUUGAUAAGUAACGUUGACUGUUUGGGAAAUGAGAGCACUAUACUGAGUUGUUCAUACUCUGUGAAUGUCGAAUCGCCAUGUACAACAAACCAUGCUAGUGUUUACUGUGUUUAUCCGGGCUAUGCCGGGUGUUUUAGUGACAAUGGCAGACAUCCCUUAUAUGGCUCGAAAAGUUCACCGAAAACAAUAAUAAGUGGAUGUAUCAAUCACUGCAAAUCAAAGUCAUAUGCUUCUCUAAGGAAUAGUCAGGAAUGUCGUUGUAGUGAUGACCUCCCAGGCGAUGAAUUUCAGUUGGUAUCCAAUGAGUACUGUAGUUCACCUUGUACAAAAGAACCCACUGAUAUUUGUGGUGGCCCGGAUGCAAGUUCCGUGUACAAUACUGCUAUAGGUCGAUGUGGUGGCUCAUUCACUGAUCCUGAGGGCUGGAUAUUUAGUCAAAACUUUCCUUUCAACUAUUGGAAACGCCGAAAAUGUCUGUGGACAGUACAGCAACCUUCAAACUUUGUAAUAUCAGUCACCCUGCGAAUGUUGAAUCUUAGUGAGGGCGACCAAGUACUAUUUUAUAACAUCAGUGGACAACCUAACAACCAACCCGUCAUACUAUCCAACCACAACAGUACCUUAAACAUUGGAGUUGUAUCACAUGACAUUGGGAUCACAUCUAAUAAUACAUUAUUGAUGAGAUUUACAUCAGAUGAAGAUGGGAGAUCACUUGGAUUUGUUGUGUUCUAUGAAGCUUUACAGACAAAUCUAUGCGAUAGUUUCCCAUGCAGAAAUGAAGGGACGUGUUCCUCGGUUCCGGGACGAUUUAUAUGUCGGUGUGUAGAUGGAUGGGGAGGUACUACGUGUGAAGAUAGAGUGAACCCAUGUCAAAGUAACCCUUGUCUAAAUGAUCGGACAUGUCAAUGGAGUGAUGGUGAUAUGUCAUACCGCUGUGAUUGCCCGGAUGACAGAAUAGGUCAGCAUUGUGAAAGAGAUUCAGUUAUACCAACAUCUAGUACAAGGACAACAGUACAUUUCACUAUCAGCGCUCGAUCUGAAAAUGACAAUGAUGACAAGAAAUCAAUAUCUAUCGGUGGCGCCGUUGGUGGUGGGGUUGCUGUGACAGUAGUAGUGGUCAUAUUGAUUAUCUUGGUUGCAGUCGUUCUUCGAACAAAGAAGCUCAAACCCAAACACUCACAAGGUGGGUAUACUGCAGACGGAAUCGCGCAUGGCAAUGACGAUAUUCAAAUGAAUGAAGAUGAAGUUUACUAUUCCGGAAUUGACGGAGUAAUUGAAAACAAACACUGUAAUGUGGAUAGGGAUGCCAGAGGGAUUGAAUAUGUAGUGUCUGAAUCACAUAUAUCGACGAUUGAAUCAGGCGAUGUUAACCACUUUGACCACUCGGUAGAUGAUAAACGUCAAAUACAAAACACGAAGGAGGGGUUGGUGGAUAACUUAAUUUACGAUUCGGUAGAGAACACAAUCGAAACGCCGCGUGUAGAAUAUGCUGAAGAGGGAUUCAUAGAUAACAGCAUUUACGAUUUCGGAGAGGGUACACUUGAAACACCACGUGUGGACACUGCUGAAGAGGGAUUCGUGGAUAACAAUAUUUACGAUUUCGGAGACAGUACACUGGAAGCAACACGAGUAAAGACUGUUGAACAUGAAGACGAGAUAGAUAGCCACACAACAGGCUCACAGAAAAUGAAAACUCCUGGGAAUGUAUCUGUAGUACCCCGGGUUCACGCAAUGGGGAAUAAUGAAAGGUGUACCUAUAAUAUUUUAAAGAACGGUUUAAUUGAUAGUGAAAGUCACCGCAAUGCGGCAGAUGAUACAGAUGGCUUUGUUGAUAAUAUCGUAUAUGAAUCAUUAGAUGGUACAUGUGAGGUUAUUGAUAAUAAUUCUUACAAGUUACAGUGUAAUGUGCACGGUGCACUAAGCGAUCCCAUAAUUCCGAAACAUGAGACUGGAUUUGUUGCCAAUUCACUAUAUGUGUCACUUGGUAUGGACGAGGCAGAUGCAGGAAAUGACCAAAGUGCUAUCACGGAAGAAAGUACAUACGAGUCCGUCAUAUAG